Molecule: messenger RNA, 2617 nt
Organism: Ornithodoros turicata
Lineage: Eukaryota; Metazoa; Arthropoda; Arachnida; Ixodida; Argasidae
Exons: 21
Coding region: 114-2480 (788 amino acids)
Source: RefSeq, a predicted model, not a curated record
CAAGCUGCCACGUACCUCACGAGCAAUCCAUUUGCACUGACCAACGGUUCAGCUGUGUGCGACUUCUCUUCUUCUGACAUUUCUUUCUGUCUGACUCUUGCAAAACGAUUACCAUGGCUGACUCUACCGAUGCAUGGGCAACUGAGCAGUAUGGCACAGAAAAUUACGGAGCGGAGCAGUACGAUGCCGGCACUUACGGCACGGACUUCUACGGCACAGAACAGUACAGCACAGAACAAUACGGCACAGAACAGUAUGGCACAGGCUCUUACGUUACGGAUCAGUAUGGCACCGGUUACGACCAGCAAGGUUAUCAAGGUUGGGGCACAGAGCAGUAUGGACAGGGUUUCACCGGGUCAUCGGCCCUAGGCGAAAGCGACAAAGACGAUAACAGAUUAUCUAAAAUGAAGCUACUACUGCUGUUGGCACUUCUCCUCCUCCUCCUCCUCGUGUCAGCGUUAUUUGUGGUCUUCGUCAUCCCCAAGCUGUUCGGGGCUAAUGAAGAAGAUGGUGAAGGCGGCAAGUCCAUGGCUGACGAUGAAGCAGACUACCCACAUUUUCCAGCUGAUACCACCGGACAAGUUCUCCCUCCUACUGCAGUUCCUCACCCAGCGACCCGCAAGUCUACUGCGUUCUCGACUGCGAGGACUCCGCCUACAACUCCGACGACUCUGCCUCCGACGACUCUACCAACAACUCUGCCUCCGACGACUCUACCAACAACUCUACCUCCGACGACUCUACCAACAGCCCUACCUCCGACGACUCUACCAAUAACUCUACCUCCUACAACGUUUUCACCGACGACACCGACGACAACGUCAAGUACCACCACCACCACCACAACAACAACAACCACAUCGACCACAACCUCAAGCACGACCACAACCACGACCACUACCACCACCACGACUACAACCACUACCACCACCACGAGUACGACCACUAGCACCACCACGAGUACGACCACAAGUACCACGACAAGUACAACCACAAGUACCACGACAACCACCACAACCACCACCACAACCACCACGACUACCACCACGACUACCACCACGACUACCACCACAAGUACCACGACGUCUACCACGACGUCUACCACGACAUCUACAACUACCACAACGACCACGACAACUACCACUACCACUACCACAACGACCACGACAACUACCACUACCACUACCACAACGACCACAACGACCACGACAACAACUACCACUACCACAACGACCACGACAACAACUACCACUACCACAACGACCACCACAACCACUACUACAACGACCACCACGACACCACGACCACUUGUCGACUGGGGAAUACGACCACUAAUCUGCUUCAUGAGGACUUUCACACAAUCAAACACCAAGUUCCCCGAAGACCAUGUUUGCGACAUGGUGUACCUACAAGUGAAGGUGACUGCAUUUGCACAACAGCUGCCCCCACUGGUUGACACGUUCUACAAAGAAUCUCUAGCUAAGCCAUACACGCUAUACGGGUUGUCCAUCGACCCAGGCGAGGUCCUUGACCCUGCUAACCUCAACCAGCUCAAAAGUGCCAACAUGAAGAGCCGGCUGCAGACCGGAUGGGAAUACUGGGUCCGCAACUACGGUAUCUUGGACCUCGUACUGAGCGACAACAAGGUCAGGUCCGCACAGCAGGUGGUCCCGUGGAUAACAGAACUGAGGAACCUGCAGACGUCUUUCAAUGCCACCUUCAUUCAAUACGCCGAAUACCCCAGUCACCUAGUGGUCGGCGUGACACCAGCUUUCAAGGCGGGACAAGUAGAUAUUGCAAAGUGGGCUGCAGUCACACAGGGCAUAAUGGAUGCCAAUAUAGCAGACGGGCUCUUGAUAGUGACGGCGACAUACUUUGUCGUGACAGACAGUCAGAAGAGAUCUGUGGUUCAUUCACCGGCAGCGUGGAGUGAUGACUAUCGCAAGGAUAAACCCAAUUUUGUAGGAGGAUUGGAGAUUCUAGGACAAUUGAGGCUCGAUGCAUCCGUGAGACGCUUCGUCGCGUUUGACGCCAGUGGCAAAAAGUUCGCCUUAUCAACACGCCCACCAUCACAGUAUCCUCGGUUCACGAAAGAUACCACAGAAGGUGCAUUGUGCGACAGCGUGGCAUCAGUACCUCGACAAGACCUGUGCCAGCUGGUUCAGCAACCGACAGCGGCGACUCACAUAGACGGGACGACACAUUCCACGUUCGCUCUAUAUAAUCAAGAUUUGUACACCUUCGACACAGCCAGAAACAUGGUGACGAAGGCAUGCCUGGCUGCCCUGGCAAAACCUGGCCUGAGUUUAGGAUACUGCUUGUUCUACGCCGAGCUUGCCACCGCUGCUCCCAGUUGUCCUGCCAUCAGGUUACCGGGCAACAAGAAUAUCACGGGCCCAGAUGCCCUUCUCCGCUAUGCAAAGUCUCUGACGACGAGAACGUUCGUGCAAGGCACAGUCUGUCAGAACCUUCAGACGUGAACGACGUCAUUGCGAACACGUCUGCGUGGAUGCGGCAGGCGCAAACGAACACUGUCGUGAGCGAGUGCCAUUGAGUGACAGAUUGAAUGCCAUUUACCGUCCCAUCCAGACUCAAUAAACUAGCGUGCGUGAAUGAA